Osmerus eperlanus (European smelt) is the source of this 7341-nucleotide messenger RNA. It is a transcript of the gene mast2, whose product is annotated as microtubule associated serine/threonine kinase 2. NCBI's taxonomy places the organism in Eukaryota, Metazoa, Chordata, Actinopteri, Osmeriformes, Osmeridae. The record is from RefSeq and is a predicted model, not a curated record. Gene Ontology annotation, cellular component: microtubule cytoskeleton. The coding region runs from base 98 to 5125 and encodes 1675 amino acids. Gene Ontology annotation, molecular function: protein binding; ATP binding; protein serine/threonine kinase activity. Gene Ontology annotation, biological process: peptidyl-serine phosphorylation; intracellular signal transduction; cytoskeleton organization. The transcript is spliced from 25 exons.
AGCCCUCUGGACAGCCCCAGGAACUUCUCCCCCAACACAGCAGCACACUUCUCUUUUGUCCCAGCACGCAGUCACGGACACAGGGCUGACAGGUCUGAUGGCAGGCGCUGGUCUCUGGCCUCCCUGCCCUCGUCUGGCUAUGGCACCAACACACCCAGCUCCACUGUCUCGUCGUCCUGUUCAUCCCAGGAGAAGCUGCACCAGCUGCCCUUCCAGCCCACAGCGGACGAGCUGCACUUCCUCACCAAGCACUUCAGCUCCGAGAGCGUCACGGACGAGGACGGGCGCCACUCCCCCCGCCAUGCGGCCGCGCUCCCGCAGCCUCAGCCCUGGACGCUCUCCUAUAUCUUUUGAUCAUGAGAUCGUCAUGAUGAACCAUGUCUACAAGGAGCGCUUCCCCAAGGCCACAGCGCAGAUGGAGGAGCGUCUGUCUGACUUCCUGUCUGCGGCGGCCCCUGACACGGUGACCCCCCUGGGGGACGGUGUGCUGAGUUUCAUCCACCACCAGCUGAUGGAGCUCUCCAGGGACUGUCUGGACAAGUCCCACCAUGGACUCAUCACCUCCCGAUACUUCUACGAGCUCCAGGAGAACCUGGAGAAGCUGCUGCAGGAUGCUCAUGAGAGGUCAGAGAGUGUGGAGGUGACCUUCGUCACCCAGCUGGUGAAGAAGCUGAUGAUCGUCAUCGCCCGACCUGCUCGCCUCCUGGAGUGUCUGGAGUUUGACCCAGAGGAGUUCUACCACCUGCUGGAGGCUGCGGAGGGCCACGCUAAGGAGGGCCAGGGCAUCAAGACUGACAUCCCCCGCUACAUCAUCAGCCAGCUGGGCCUGACCAGAGACCCCCUGGAGGAAAUCGCCCAGCUGAGCAGCUAUGACAGUGGCCACCCUGACACGCCGGAGACAGACGACUCUGUUGACAGUCGCGUGGCCCCCCCCGCCCCCCAGACCAAGGCCCCCCGAGAGGAGGACUUUGAGAACAUCAAGCUGAUCAGUAACGGAGCCUACGGGGCCGUGUUCCUGGUGAGACACAAGGAGACGCGGCAGCGUUUUGCCAUGAAGAAGAUCAACAAGCAGAACCUGAUCCUGAGGAACCAGAUCCAGCAGGCCUUCGUGGAGAGAGACAUCCUGACCUUCGCCGAGAACCCCUUCGUGGUCUCCAUGUUCUGCUCCUUCGAGACACGCAGGCACCUCUGCAUGGUCAUGGAAUAUGUGGAAGGCGGUGACUGUGCCACCCUGCUGAAGAACAUCGGGGCCCUCUCGGUGGACAUGGCACGGCUGUACUUUGCAGAGACGGUGUUGGCCCUGGAGUACCUGCACAACUACGGCAUCGUGCACCGGGACCUGAAACCUGACAAUCUUCUCAUCACGUCCAUGGGUCACAUCAAGCUGACAGACUUCGGUCUGUCCAAGAUAGGUCUGAUGAGCCUGACCACGAACCUUUAUGAGGGCCACAUUGAGAAGGACACCAGGGAGUUCCGAGACAAACAGGUGUGUGGGACUCCAGAGUACAUCGCCCCGGAGGUGAUCCUGAGGCAGGGCUAUGGGAAGCCGGUGGACUGGUGGGCCAUGGGGGUCAUCCUGUACGAGUUCCUGGUGGGCUGCGCCCCCUUCUUCGGAGACACAACCGAGGAGCUGUUCGGACAGGUCAUCAGUGAUGACAUCAUCUGGCCGGAGGAGGAAGAGGCUCUCCCCAUGGAAGCCCAGGAUCUGAUCUCCAAGCUGCUGAGACAGAACCCCCUGGAGAGACUGGGAACAGGGAGUGCGUUUGAGGUGAAGCAGCAUGGUUUCUUCACAGACCUGGACUGGAACUCUCUGCUGAGGCAGAAAGCAGAGUUCAUCCCUCAGCUGGAGUCUGAAGACGACACCAGCUACUUCGACACCCGCUCAGACAGGUACCACCAUGUGGACUCUGAAGAUGAGGACGACACUAAUGAUGAUGAACACAUGGAGAUCAGACAGUUCUCCUCCUGCUCGCCCCGAUUCAGCAAGGUGUACAGCAGCAUGGAGCGUCUGUCUCUCCACGAGGAGAAGAGGACCCCCCCGCCCACCAAGCGCAGCCUGAGUGAGGAGGGGGGCGAGCGCAUUGACAGCCUGAGCAGCCUCAAGGCCCGGGACCGCUCUUGGCUGGUGGGCUCCCCCGAGAUCCUGCGUAAGCGCCUCUCCGUGUCCGAGUCGUCCCACACAGAGAGCGACUCCAGCCCCCCCCUGACGGUGAGGCGGCGCUGCUGUUCCGCCAUCAUCGAGAUGCCUCGCUUCGCCAUCUCCUCCGAGGAGGAAGGGGGCCCCGGGGCCAGGAAGGGCUCCGUCAGGGGGCCCCGCUCCGAGGACCUGCCCCUGUCCAUCCCAGAGCUGCCCCUGGAGAGAGAGCUGAAGCUGGAGCAGUCUCCCACCCCCGGGUCCUCCUCCGCCCAGCUCAGCAGAACCACUCUCACACCUGGUAGUUCUGGGGACGUGUGGGACCGUGCGGGCUCGGGGCAGGACGAGGUCUCUUCCACCCCCCGGGCCAUCAGUGACCUGGCCGCUCGACGCGCUCGCCACCGCCUGCUGUCGGGCGACACCGACAAACACCCGCCCUCAAGACCCCUCAACAAGGUCAUCAAGUCAGCCUCCGCCACAACCCUCUCCCUCAUGAUCCCCGCUGACCACCACGGAGCCUCCCCAUUGGCCAGCCCCAUGUCUCCCCACUCCCUCUCCUCCAAUCCCUCGUCGCGUGACUCGUCCCCCAGCAGGGACUUGUCCCCGGCCGUGACCAAGCCCAUCACCAUCCAUCGGGCGGGCAAGAAGUACGGCUUCACCCUCAGAGCCAUCAGAGUGUACAUGGGAGACAGUGACAUCUACUCUGUGUACCACAUGGUCUGGCACCUAGAGGAGGGGGGUCCAGCACAUGAGGCGGGGCUGAGAGAAGGUGACCUCAUCACUCAUGUCAACGGAGAACCAGUCCACGGCCUGGUCCACACUGAGGUGGUGGAGCUCAUCCUCAAGAGUGGAGGCAAGGUGUCUAUCUCUGCCACGCCUUUUGAGAACACGUCCAUCAAGGUGGGUCCAGCACGCAAGACCAGCUCCAAAUCCAAGAUGGCGCGCCGCAACAAGAAGACUAAGACCAAAGAGGGACAGGACAGCAGCAAGAAGAGGAACUCCUUGUUCAGGAAGAUCACCAAGCAGGCGUCUCUGCUGCACACCAGUCGCAGCCUCUCCUCCCUCAACCGCUCUCUCUCCUCGGGGGAGAGCGGGCCUGGCUCGCCCACUCACAACCUGUCCCCUCGCUCCCCUACACAGAGCUACCGCUGCACCCCCGAGUCAGCACACUCCGUGGGGGGGAACUCGUCCCAGAGCAGUUCCCCCAGCUCCAGUGUCCCCAACUCCCCUGCCAGCUCUGGGCACAUCCGGCCCAGCUCCCUGCACGGCCUGGCCCCCAAGCUGCAGCGCCAGUACCGCUCCCCGCGCCGCAAGUCCGCCGGAAACAUCCCCCUCUCCCCCCUGGCCCGCACGCCCUCCCCCACCCCCCAGUCCACCUCCCCCCAGCGCUCGCCCUCCCCCCUCCCUGGCCACGCCCAGGCCUUCCCGGUCAAGCUGCACUCCUCCCCCCCCCUGGUCCGACAGAUCUCCCGGCCCAAGAGCGUGGAGCCGCCCCGCUCUCCCCUCCUCAAGCGGGUGCAGUCGGCCGAGAAGCUGGCCUCCUCCCUCUCCUCGUCCUCCUCCUCGCCCUCGCCGUCGGCCUCGGCGGGCGACAAGAAGCUCCCCGCGACGCCGGCGGGGCGUAAGCACAGCCUGGACGUGUCCCACGCCGAGUUCAAGAAGGAGAUGCUGCAGAGAGACCCCAGCCUGCAGAGCCUGCAGGAGUGUGCCGGCGAGGGCCUGGCCCUGGGGGGCCGCGGGGCUCUCGUGGAGAAGGGCAGCCUCCACAAACACCCCUCCUCCUCCUCCUCCCGCAAGCUGGGCCAUCAGGAGGGCGAGGGCCCCCCAGUGGCCGGGUCCCUGGGCCUGGCCCCCGGGAAGAGCAAGCUGAAGGACAAGCUGUCGGCCAUCAGGCAGGACCGCGCCGACCGCAGGGAGUCUCUCCAGAAGCAGGACGCCAUCCACGAGGUGGACUCGUCCGAGGACGAGACGGACGAGGGCUCCGAGGACAGCCAGGACGGACGCCGGGGGGCGGUCUUCGCCCCUCCGCUGCUCCGCCCCACCGGCGUCAUGGCGACCGGCCCCCGCAUGGGUCCCGGGGGCACCCUGCCCUCCCUCUGCCUCUCCCCGUCCCCCGCCCUCUCCACCGCGCUCACACACCCCUCCUGCCCGCAGCCCAGCAGAGCCACGCCCACCCCGCCCUCCACGGGGGGCAAACUCCUCGAGCCCAAACCCACCCAGAGCGCCCCUUCCCUGGGAGGGCGAGACGGCAGCUCCGACGACCCUGGAAGACGUGAGGGGAAGACUGCCGACCUGCUUGCCAGGCCCAAGCCCUCCCAGACCCCCCCGAGUAGCACCUUUGCCACGCCCGGCAGCGCCUUCAUCUCCGUGGCCAAGGAGCCCCUGAGGCCGGCCUCUCCGCAGGACAGGCGGGGUCCCCGGGGGGCGUGGGCGGAGGAGAGCCCCACGGCGGGACCCUCCGACAGCAGCGAGGCCCACACCCCCUCCUCCUCCGCAGGCAUCACCAAGGAGAAGAAGGAGGCGGACAACCGGAGACAAGCAGCCGCCGCUGCCGCCGCCACGUCCUCCUCCCCCAGCCCCGCCCCCGAGAGCGGAGCAGUCCAGGCGGACUCCCAGCUCUCCACCGUCACCAAGAGCGUCCUGGGCCCCGUCAAGCUCAGCUCCCAGGUCUCACCCGCCUCCCCCCUCGCCGCCCCCGCCUCCUUCCCCUUUAAAGUCCCCCAGCUCCCGCCCCCGCCCCGCCCGACAGACUCUCCCACCAGGCUGAAGGCUGAGCCGGCCCCCUCCCCCCCUCCAAGGAGAUCCUCAAUUCCCAAAGCCGCGGAGGGGGCAGGGGAGACUGCCAGCGCCUCCUCCCCUGCCCCACUGAGGCCGGGGAUAGCCCCACAGCCUUCGAGCACCGCCCCGGCCUCCAAUAAGAGGCCAGAGGCCCAGAAAGCCUCGACCGCCACGAUGGCCUCUCCACUGGACAAAACCAGCAAGAAAACGUAGCAGCAGAAAAGGAAGAACAGAAACAAAUUCAGAUAAGCACUCAUCACCGCAGAAGCUGACUGGCCCGCUAGCUUGAGAUUUCAAUUCACAAACCGCAUGUUUGAAAGAAAUGGCAUACUAUAGACUUUACAACACGCUCAUGUGGAGAGGAUAGCUGCGAGAGGAGGAGAAGAGAAUCUCAAAGGAGAAGAGGGGAAGAGUGAUGGUGUCUGUUGUGGGGUGUUCUGGGGGCCCUGUGUUCGGGGGGCCCUGUGUUCGGGGGGCCCAGGGGCCCAGACAGGGGUCCUAUCCUGUUCAUGCUGUUUUGGUUCCCAGUUCAGACUCGUGUUUUUGUGAGGUCGGCUUUUCUCUCUUCAAAGAAAUGGGGGCUAGAAAUAAACAGCUUGAGGCCGUUGGUCCACCGCUCAGCACGUUGAUCCAAGCACACACACUCCCACACACACACACUCACUCACACUCACUCACACACACACACACUUCCACACACACACAUUUCACAGUGUACUACCUAAUUCCAAUACAGCUUGCAGUUAGCAUGGACUCGCGUGCCCAAAGCCAACAGAUCAGGUUAUGCCCUUCAAACUGCACCCCUGCCCUCUCCCCAGGCCCCUGUCUGCUCCUCUACCCAGCCCUCUCCUCUCCCUGCCUGCAUGUCUACCCAGCCCGGUCUGGAACAAGGAUGUAUCUCAGCAAUAAAGAGUAGCGUAUGCUUAGCAAUCAGUAUAAAUACAUAAUAUGCUCUUAACGUCACUAUCUGCAUCAUUGUUGUUCACUCAUUCAGCACUUAGCGAGCCAGAUGACCUUGUGGGAGGGUAUCCUCUUGGCCUACUGCGCAGCUCUCAGCCCUACCCGCUGAGCUGGACCCCCCCCCCAAACAAGGCCGUUCUGUGUUACCGUGCUUGUGGGGAUUUGCAUGCUAGUUCGUUAGCGUGCUUGUGGGGAUUUGCAUGCUAGUUCGUUAGCGUGCUUGUGGGGAUUUGCAUGCUAGUUCGUUAGUGUGUUUGUUAGCAUUAGCGUUAGCUUCAUGGUCCUUCAUCCCCAUCUGCUAUCUGUGGUUGUAUGCUAGACAAAGCUAAAUGUACAUCUAAACAUCUAAGCAUGUGUUGUGAUGGUUAGGACGAUAGCCUAGCCUAGCCUAGCUGGACUGCUCCUUCACAGCAUGCUAGUGUCACCAGAUAUCGAACCCCCUCUUCGAGGGCUUUGUUUAUAGAAAUUAUUAAAGUAGGAGGUUGUUUUGGAUGGUUUGCAUUGUAGUCCGUUGCAGUGAACUGUGAAUAUACACACACAGUAACACAGACAGCUGGAUGGAGUGAAGGAUAGUUUGGGAAAUAGUUAGGUUCUGUGUCUUUCUGAGGACAUUUUAUGUGGUUUACUUACACCCCAUUGGCUGGGCCUUCCCCCCCCCCCCCUAAAACUAAAUUACCCAGACUCCUCUCCUGCCUGAAUAGUGAUCCUCCGGUUCAUUUCAGGCAAGGCCGAGAGAGCAAGUCAGACAUGCUGACGUCGCCUGAUCUUAUGGACAACUGUCUUUUAUUUCUAGCCCCUGUCCUUUUUUUAGUAGCCACCGAAGGUUUGCUGUUCUUUUAAAUCGUUUAAUUUUAUUUGUGUUGUUUUUUUCUUUUUCUAUCUGGACCAACUUGCUGUGUUCUGUGAUUGCCUCUUAUACUGUAAAGUGAGCAGACUUUGCUUUCUUUUCUGUACAUGCGUGCGAGAGUGUGUGUGCGUGUUCCGUUGUGUGUAGUCGUCAUUGUGUGUAUAUAUGAAUAUUUAAAGCUCUGUUCCAUGUCUGUGUUCUACCCUGCACUGGUGGGAGUGUGUGUGUUAGGGUAGGCCCUGUUCAAAGCCCUCGCCACAUGUCCCAGAGUCCUAUUGGUCGGGCUUGUGGGCCCAUGUGCAAGGGGGCGGGUUUUGCACAAACCUUUUAUCUGUGUUGUCGAAUGAUGAGCCAAUGAGAUCCCUGGCUUUUAGGCAGUCGUGGUGCCUCGGACCAAUGACUGAUCUGACCACUAUGAUCCUCCUGUUCUGUUCCAGCGUUUAUUGUUCCGCUGAGGGAGAACCCUGUGUGGCUGCGGGUUCUGCAGCGUGGAACCAGGUUUCUCCUUCAUGAGUUUGGGGUGCCUUCUGUCAGUGUGUCUGUGGCCAUGGCCCUGCUAUGUUUACACCAGUCUAGGUCUAACAGACAACGUAGUCAGCUGACCAGGGGUGGGGGCGGGGGG